This is a messenger RNA of Phalaenopsis equestris, 1965 nucleotides long. RefSeq names its product putative WEB family protein At1g65010, chloroplastic. Lineage: Eukaryota; Viridiplantae; Streptophyta; Magnoliopsida; Asparagales; Orchidaceae. The transcript is spliced from 4 exons. The record is from RefSeq and is a predicted model, not a curated record. The coding region runs from base 184 to 1767 and encodes 527 amino acids.
CUCUCUCUCUCUCUCUCUCUCUCUCUCAACUCGCAGCUCGCAGAAGCCAUCCAAAGUUGGAAAUUUGAUGCGCAGGGGUGGUUGACUUUGGUCUUAGAGAGCUUGGAGCUCUGAAAGUUUUCAUCUUGUUUUUCAAUAGGUUUCUUAAUUUCAGGAGGAGAUUCAAUCUGAGUUUUGCUCAAGAUGCAAUCUUUUAGUUCGAGACCUGGAUCAUCUGAGGUGCAGCGAAAGAGUUCUCCAUCUGCUCCCAAUUCCAGAAGGAGUCUUUCGCCCUGUUUAAGAAAAAGUUCAAUCGUUUGGUCUAAUUCUACUGAAUCUAAACCUUCAAAGGUUUCUGAACGGAAGCCCUCUCCAAAGCCACAAUCUUUCCAAGAGAAGCAAAAACCUGUGAGAGUUCCCGACAUGCAAGAGCAAUGGGGCCAGCUCCAGGAGGACCUGAGGAGGACGAAGGAGGAGAGAUCCUCUGCACUUCAAGAACUUGAAGAACUGAAAAAGAAGAAGAAUGAAGAAUCCUUACAUAGCCAAGAUAGGAUAAAUAUGUUAGAACAAGAAGCAGAAAAGGCGAAGGAAUCAGAAGGUAAAAUGCUCGAGUCACUGUUUUCUCAGACCAAGCAGCUUGAGCAAACAAAGAUUUUGCUCGAAGAAGCCAAGCUGGAGAUAAGGAACCUUCCAUGCUUAAGCUGUCCAAACCCAGAAAAUGAUGGAUCGUUAGAUUCUAUUCAGGCCACGGACGAAAUCAGAAAGCUUAGAAAUGAGCUCAGGUUGGCUCUGCAGGCUGAAGAGAAGAGCAAAAAAGCUAUGGAUGAUUUAGCAAUGGCCCUUAUGGAAGUGACUGCUGAGGCCACCCAGGCAAAAUCAGAGCUUGCUGCAACAAAAUCCGAGCUUGAAGAGGUUAGAGCUGAAGCUCAACAUUCUAAUAACUCUCUGUUACAAAGUAGCGAACAGAAGCUACACGAUGUACUGAAGGAGUAUAACCAACUUAAGCAAGAAUAUGAGGAUUCCACUGUUGCCUGGAAAGAGAAAGAAGACAGCUUUAUGAACUGCAUAAAGAUUUCUGAAGAAGAAACGAACAAAAAGGAUCAAGAGAUUAGCAGACAAACAGAUGCACAUAGAAUGGCUAGAGAAGAGACAUCGAAGCUUAGGGAUAUAAUCAAACAAGCAAUAAACGAAGCUACAGUGAUUAAGGAAUCUUUAGAAAUUGCCAGAUUGCAAAAUUAUGAACUUGAGGAACAGCUCUCAAAGAAGGAAAAUGAGUUGCAGCAGAUCAAACAUGAUUAUGAAAGCUUAAAAGUGAGCGAGGCUGCUGCUCUUGACAGCGUAAGAGAACUCAAGAGCCUUCUUGCCUCGGUUUCAGCUGCAGAAUCAAACAAGAUCAAAACUUUGUCAGAUUUUGAAUCUUUCAAACUUUCAAAAGCGACAGCUGAUGAUCGAAAGAUAAGUAAGAGUGCGAGGAAAUUCUCAUCUGAUCGAUGGACAGACAUGAAACCUCUGGUACAGCAGAAUGGCCACAGGCUUUCGGUUGGAGAGUCAGAUUUGUGCAGGGGUUUGGGAUUGGAGAAGGAGAAACCUGGUUCUGUAUCGAAUGGGCAUGAUAUUGGUCUCCCUUCAUUUUUGUUCAGUGAUGACAGGGGAAUCAAUACUGAUGAUUUUGAUCAUUUACAUGGGAUUCUGUUCAGUGAUACAGAGAAUGAGAAGAAGAAGAAGAAGAGGACGGCUUUACGAAGAUUUGGGGACGUGCUGAUGAGGAGGAGCGUUCACAAACCUUAGUUUAUUGUUUAGGUGAGUUAAAGAUUUGAUUCAUAAGCUUUGUAGGUUCUGUAAGUGUAUGAUAUAGUUUGUAAUAAGGUUCUCAGGUGUAUGUUGUAUGGAUACAGACACGAGGAUGCAAACCCGAGGACGCGAACCUGGACCCGAUACGAUAUGAACAAUUAUGUUAUUAAAAAUAUAGGGCAUUGGCAUGCGUCG